This is a messenger RNA of Punica granatum (pomegranate), 843 nucleotides long. NCBI's taxonomy places the organism in Eukaryota, Viridiplantae, Streptophyta, Magnoliopsida, Myrtales, Lythraceae. The record is from RefSeq and is a predicted model, not a curated record.
AGGCUGAGGUAGAAGAGGAAGGAAGGAGCCACAGCCCCUCCUCAAUUCACCAGAGACAGCGAGUCGGAGGUGAACGGCUAGCGGAGAAAGGUAGAGGAGAAUGGCUCAAGCACUAAUGACCCCCGUGGCUCCUUCUCUCUCCCUCAUCUGCAACCCUUCUAGAAGCUCUGGUUCCUUCUCCACCCUUCUCCCCUUCCCCGUCCCCAACCCUCCCAAGCUCCCAGGCCUAAGCAUCAAGUGUGCCCGUGUCGGGGGAGUGGAGAUCCCAAACAACAAGCGUGUUGGGUUCUCCCUCCAGUACAUCCACGGGAUUGGGCGCACCAGUGCCCGCAAGAUCCUUUGCGAUCUCAACAUGGAUAACAAGAUCACCAAGGACUUAUCUGAGGAAGAGCUCAUCACUCUUCGUGACGAAGUCUCCAAGUAUAUGAUCGAAGGAGACCUGAGACGAUUCAAUGCACUCGCUAUAAGGAGGCUUAAAGAAAUACAGUGUUACAGAGGUGUGAGGCACAUCCAGGGGCUCCCAUGCAGAGGCCAGAGGACCAAGAACAAUUGCCGAACAUUGAAGGGCAAGCGUGUGGCUAUUGCUGGGAAGAAGAAGGCUCCUCGUUAACCCUGUUGGGCAGAUUUUCAUUUCCCAUUUGUGUUUGUUGCAAUAGUUUGGUAAAAAUGAGACUUCGGGUCUCGGGUAUCAGUUGGUGCACAGGAAGACUGUAUUUGUUGUUGAACCAAACAUCGUAAGGCCUUAGGAAAUGUCUAAAGAAGCUUUGGUCGACCUGUCUCUUAGUAAUUGAUACCCUUCUUUAUUCGCCGAUCACUUGUUCGUCUGCAAAGCCGAGUUUUUCA